Molecule: messenger RNA, 1629 nt
Organism: Venustampulla echinocandica
Lineage: Eukaryota; Fungi; Ascomycota; Leotiomycetes; Helotiales; Pleuroascaceae
Exons: 3
Coding region: 1-1629 (542 amino acids)
Biological process (GO): cell division
Cellular component (GO): plasma membrane
Source: RefSeq, a predicted model, not a curated record
AUGGCUUCAGGACAUAAUGACCCGAAGCUUCUCUAUGCUAUCAACGGCAUCAAUGCCUUUCACAUCGAAAAUGGCAAGGAGGAGUCUUUCACCCCAUCCGGGCCACAGACUUUAUCCCUCCUAAUGGUUCCCACCUCUUCACCUUUCUCCGACCUCUCAUCCACCGAUCCUCAAUCGCAGGCACCCGAAGAAGACUUCUACCUGCAUCUUCAUCUGCCGCCCGGGUUGGACCUCCCGCUGCCCGCAACAACCCAGAUAUACCACCAGCCACCCAGCAGCUACUUAAUCCCGCGGUGGGACCUGGGCCCAGAUAGCGGCGCCUUUACGAGGAUACAAUUCCCCGGCCUGAACAAUGGCGGUUCCCAGGAGGAUAUCGAUACGUUCGAGACGAUCCUGGCGCAAUGCACCGCAUUUUUGGAACGCGCUCCCCCUCCAAAGAGCGCCCGGCCUCGCAAAGCCAAACCCGAGAAGGAGAAGGAGAAGGACAUGGCGAUUCCGGCGUACGAUCCUUCGAGCUUCAAGCCCGGAGAGGCAUACGUGCCCGGAAGCGCGAGCUCGCAAGUAGGAGGGCAAAUCGUCCUGAUCGAUGAGGAUGACGGAAGCGUGAUUGGCGAACUUGGUGAAGGCUUCAAGGUAGUCGAGGAUGGUAAGAUGAAGCAAGGAUCGAAAGAUCCAGUCGAAAUCACCCUCCCCCAAGAUGGCUCGCAAAACAUCGGCGUAUCCCCAGCCUCUACAGAAUACCUAGAAAUGGCCAUGCACCCCGCCUACAAAGGCUCGACGCUCGUCUCCAAAGCAGCCAUGGCCUCCCGCCUCAUCGUCACCACCUCGGGCUACGUAUCCAAGACCCUGCAAAUCCACGCCGACAACUUCACCCAGAAGACGAAGCCCAAUUCCAAGCCCAUGACAUUCACCCCCGCCACGCACAGCAGGAUCCGAAAAGUCCACACCUUCACCGAAGGCGCCGCGGGCCUGAGCGCCAAAACCGUCGGCCAGGUAGGCAAAUACGCGCAGAACCUCGGCGCGAGCCUCACGAAGCGCGGGAAUGAACAUGGAAGCAAGGGCAUCGGACCUGAUGGUAAGCCAGCGGAAGGCUAUAAGCCCGGGCUUCUAAAUAAGAGCUUAAUGGCGUUCUCCACCAUCGCGGAUGGAAUCGACCAAGCGGGCCGUAACCUCCUCGCGUCGAGCUCCACGGCCGCAACAACAGUCGUGGGACACAAGUACGGCCCCGAAGCUGGAAACAUCUCCCGCAACAUCGGGGGCGGGUUCAAGAACGUAGGGCUGGUGUACAUCGACGCUACGGGCGUGUCUCGGAAAGCUAUCAUAAAAUCCGUGGCUAAGGGCAUGGUCGUCGGCAAGGUGCGAGGCGGAGGGGAUCUCAUCGUCGGUGGCGGCGACGGCGGGACCAUGAUCGGGCCCAAUGGCAACUCGUCCUCCUCGUCUUCCAUACACAGCCAGCAUUGGAAGGAGAAGGAGGCUUCUCAGGGGAGGUACACCGAUGAUCACAGCAUGAGUGGUGGCCGUGAUUCUCCCGAGGUCGUCGGGUUUGGAAGAGCGGCGCCGCCGCCGGCGUAUAGUGGUGGGCCUGGAGAGGGCAUUGAAGGGCAGAGGGUUGGGGAUGUGAAGCGCUGA